Pogona vitticeps (central bearded dragon) is the source of this 1908-nucleotide messenger RNA. RefSeq names its product protein phosphatase 1 regulatory subunit 15B (gene PPP1R15B). Gene Ontology annotation, molecular function: protein phosphatase regulator activity. Gene Ontology annotation, cellular component: protein phosphatase type 1 complex; endoplasmic reticulum. The record is from RefSeq and is a predicted model, not a curated record. NCBI's taxonomy places the organism in Eukaryota, Metazoa, Chordata, Lepidosauria, Squamata, Agamidae. Gene Ontology annotation, biological process: response to endoplasmic reticulum stress.
CGCGGCAGCCCGGCUGUCACUGGAAAGACCGCUCAGGAGGGCGCGCUUUCCUUUUUUGGCUGUUUCCCUUAUUCGCCGCCGUCGGGACCGAAGAGAGCGCGUGCGUACGUGUUUGCCCGCUGGUCAACGGGGUCUCCCGCCCAAACGGCUUCACCGCUGAGCUCUUCUGCGGCGGCCCCCGCCAUUUUGUUUCUCCCUCGCUUAGCCCAGCCAACUGCCGUGCCCGAGUUUCGAAUAGGCCCUCAGCCUUCGCUAGGAACAUGGCGCGGUCCCGCCCGGGAAGAGGCCACCGCGUCCUUCGGAAUCUCCCAGCCUUCGCCGGCCGAAAGAAGCGGCCGAGGCCCAUGGCGCAGCAGCGCUGAGGUAAGACUCCAGGCCACCCGUCAUGGAGCCGAGGAGAGAGCGGGAGCAAGGAGCCUCUCGCUUCGGCGCUUGCCCGCCCUCGUUGCCUCAGGGCCAGGCCGACGCCCCGUUUUCGUUGCUGCGGCUCCUCUCGCAGCUGUUGCAGCGCCUCUUGCCCAGCCCGGUCAUUCCUCUCUUUUGGCUUCAGUCCGAGGCCCAUGUCAGCGGGCCAGAGUCUUCCGUGCCAGUGUGGGGAGCUCCCGGCCUGGCUCCGCUUCUUGCCGUCCAGCACCAGCUGCGCUUCGUCUCCUCCUCUCCCCCCUCCUCCGUGCUAACCGGUGCCGAUAAAAGCUCGCUCUCUGGGCCCUUGACUGCCUCCUGGGAAGAACUGUCCGAGGUUCCGUGUAUGCCUUCCAAGCUUCCGGAGAUCUUGCAGCAGGUCCAUCGCCAAGAGACCCAGACUGACCUUGAGGUGCCGGAUCCCGAUUGUGGGUACCACAGUUUGGAGGUAGAGGAACAGCCACGGGAUUCCUGGGCCCCGAAAGACACUGCGGCAUGUCGCGAGGAAGCACAAGAACUCCAAGACCACAGCAAACCGUGUGGAUAUCAUGAGAGGGGGGAUCUCUGUGAGGAGGGAUCCACUGAUGUCAGAUCCAGUACCAGUGAAGACUCUGAUAUAGAGGAAGACCUGUCUGUGGAGGCCAGACCUGUGUGUAGUAACAAAUUGAUAGAUUACAUUCUGGGGGGCGCUUGCAGCGGGGAGGAGAGUGAGGGAGAGGAAGAUUGGGAUGAGGACAAGGAAGAUGAUGAUGGAUUUGACAGUGAAGGCUCCCUCUCCGAGUCCGAUACAGCCAGCCAGGAUGGGGAAAGCAUUCAUCUGUGGAACUCUUUCUGUAGCUUAGAUCCUUAUGACCCUCGAAAUUUCACAGCAGCUGUGCAGACUUCUGGGUGUGCACCUGAGAAAGAACCUAUCACUGACUCAAAUGAGCCAGAGGAAAUAGAAGAUUCUUCCUCUUGGUCUGAAAGUUCCUGCGAGGAAGAUGAAUGGGAAUCUGGUAGUGUAGAUGAAUCAGAAAACUUGAAAUUAUGGAACUCUUUCUCUAAUUUGGGGGAUCCUUAUAACCCCUUUAAUUUCAAAGCACAAUUUCAGACUGCAGAAAAGAAAGGGAAAUGUGACUUAAAAGGACCACCCUGUAUAGGCCUUAGUGCCUCUAAGCGUAGUGUCUUGUUUAGCUGUGAGGUGCGCCUGCUUGAUAACCAAGAUUUUGAGGUUACGGAGAAUGUGAAGUAUGGCAUCCUUUCUAGAGAAAAAUGUGUGAAGAAGAAAAAGAAGGUUACAUUCCUUGAAGAAGUUACUGAGUAUUAUGUAAGCAAUGAGGAAGAUCGCAAAGGACCCUGGGAAGAACUUGCCCGUGAUGGUUGCCGUUUCCAUAAACGAAUACAAGAAAUUGAAGCUGCGAUUGGCUAUUGCUUAACAGUGGAGCACAGGCAACAAAUAUUUAAUAGACUUCAAGAAAGACUUGAUGUUUCCUAGCACCUUAAUAAAGUAUAAAAUUGAAAGGACAA